CGAUCCCGUUCAAAAUGGCUUCCGUUACUCCCAUGAUUCCUACCACGGUCAACGGACGGCAAACUCCCUUGGGAAAACUUUCGUCUCCCUAUCGGCCGGCUCCGGUCAAGAGCCGAUACACCAAAUCGCCGAACAAAGUGUCCCGCAACAAUACGUUCAUCGCGACGAGCCGCCGAACGGCCGAAAACGGAGGGGAUGGGCUGCGCUCCAACAACGUUGAUGACGAUCACCAGGGAAAGGUGAAAUGUGUUAGCGCCGGUGCCGUUGAAGGGUUAAAGCAGGAACCGGUGUACGAAGGUUCCAAUUUGGUAGAUAUCUUCAACGGGGAUGCUGUCAAGCUUUCAGGCUCGGAAGAAGAUCAGCACCUGGAAGAAAAGGAGGUCGAUUCGCCUGUUGUCGUUCAGCCUACUGUUUCCGAAGAUAUCCCCAAAAAGCCCAGCGCGAUCCCCGUGAAAACAAAAUCCUCCGUAGUGCGUCCGAUUCGAUCCCAGCGUAGCAUUUUCAGCGGGAAUGACUCGAAAACCAUCAAGUUUCUACUCAAGUUGACCACCAAGAGCUACUUCGAGACGCUCAAGUACGAAAUCGAUCGCAUCAAGGAAAACGAUCGGAAGAUUCAAGAUCAGGCCAGUUCACAUGCGCAAUCGAUCAUGGCAUUGAUCAGCAAGGGCGUUGACUUCGAUCGCAAGAUGGAGGAACUGCGCGCGCAAAAUGUCAAAUUGUUGCUGGAAACUAGGGAAAAGGAUCGCAUUCAGCUGGAUACGGUUAACGCGAUCACCAGCGAGUUGAACGAGCUCAAAUCAGUUUGUAACCUUCUCUUGAAAAACAUCGAAAAGGAUCAUGAAUUGGAACUUCUGGCCAAAAAGCUUCGCAAAUCCAAGCGUUUCGAUUCUAACACAUACAAAAUGCUCAGAUCCCAACUGAGAAAACCUCUAGAACGAAACGUAUCGAAAAAAGUUUCCCCGAAGCUUAUACCUAAACAAUCGAUCACUUCCCUGCCUUCACGAGCACGUAGUGAAACGGUUGUAAGACGACAAAAAUCCAAGGCCUCUCGAUGGUCGUCGGCCAAACAGAAGAGCGAUUGGUCAUCACUUUCCAGUAUGUCUUCGGUGGAGACCGGUUCGGAUAUGCUGACGGACAUUGAGAUAACCUCGGACAAGAAAAGUCGAAGCACCCGGACUUCGCGGAAAAGUUUGAACCUUCCGGCGAUUGAAACCUAUUGUAGUUCCGCUCAAGAUUUGUCUACCAAAGGACAAGAGAAAGCCAAGAAGCGAACGGGAUUUUUGAAGAUCUUCUGUUGUGGAAGUGGGCCAAGGAUAUCGAAGCAUGUUGUCGACUUGAAAGAUUCAUGAUACGUAAAAUC
Messenger RNA from Aedes albopictus (Asian tiger mosquito), 1360 nucleotides. RefSeq lists its product as uncharacterized. NCBI's taxonomy places the organism in Eukaryota, Metazoa, Arthropoda, Insecta, Diptera, Culicidae. The record is from RefSeq and is a predicted model, not a curated record. The transcript has 4 exons. Bases 15 to 1349 code for a protein of 444 amino acids.